Messenger RNA from Sardina pilchardus (European sardine), 1920 nucleotides. RefSeq names its product N-acetylglucosamine kinase (gene nagk). NCBI's taxonomy places the organism in Eukaryota, Metazoa, Chordata, Actinopteri, Clupeiformes, Clupeidae. The record is from RefSeq and is a predicted model, not a curated record. The coding region runs from base 16 to 1089 and encodes 357 amino acids. The transcript is spliced from 10 exons. Gene Ontology annotation, molecular function: N-acetylglucosamine kinase activity.
AAGCGGCACGGGAUCAUGAGUCUGUACGGUGGUGUAGAGGGCGGAGGAACACACUCCAUUGCACUCAUCGUGGCUGACGAUGGGAAGGUGCUUGCAAAGACCGACGGACCUAGCACAAACCACUGGCUCGUCGGGGUGGAUAAGUCUAUUGAAACUAUCAAUGACAUGAUUCAGAGGGCCAAAGUUGCAGCAGGGCUGGACCCAGACACUCCCCUCCAGGCACUGGGCAUGUCCUUAAGCGGCGGGGAGCAGAAGGACGCCAUCCAGAAGCUCAUUGACGAGAUGCAUCGGAGGUUUCCAAAGCUAAGCAAGAGCUAUUACAUCACCACUGAUGCCAUCGGAGCCAUCGCCACUGCUAGUGACCGUGGUGGGGUUGUAGUGAUCUCUGGAACAGGAUCGAACUGCAAGCUGGUGAACCCUGACGGCUCUGAGGUGGGGUGUGGAGGCUGGGGCCACUUGAUGGGCGACGAAGGCUCAGCUUUCUGGAUCUCCCACCUGGCUGUGAAAACAGUGUUUGAUGCCAAAGACAACUUAGUCAGUCCACCUCAUGAUGUCGCAUGUGUUAAGAAGGCCAUGGAGGAGUACUUCCAGGUGUCUGACCUGAUGGGCAUGCUUCCCCACCUCUACAGAAACUUCCAGAAGUCUCACUUUGCUGGAUUCUGCAAGAAAGUGGCAGAAGGUGCUAGUGCUGGAGAUGCCCUUUGUCAGCACAUAUUCACCCAGGCGGGCAGAGUCUUGGCACAGCAUAUUGUUGCAGUCCUCCCCAAAGCCCAGGAGGCGCUGUUCUCAGGGCAGCUGGGACUGCCCAUUCUGUGUGAGGGAGCCGUGUGGGGCAGCUGGGAGCUGAUGAGGGCCGGUUUCACUGAGGUGUUGGCGCAGGCGAAAGGGUGCGGUGGAGGCCACUUCCGCGGGUAUAGCCUGAUGACCUUGCGGCAGUCGUCCGCCCUGGGUGGCGCCAAGCUCGGCGCGGAGAACAUCGCUGCCAUACUUCCACUGGACUACGCAGCCAACGUCAACGUCUUCUACAAGCACUCCUUCACUGAAGAAUCUCUGCAGGAGACAGUAAAAUCGCUGUCUUUAAAGCAAUGACUGGUGGGCUGCAAAGAUUUUCAUUGUGAUCACAGAAUCAAAAUGAUCACUUGAUCUAGUACCAUGAGCAUGCCCUUUGAACCCUGGGUCCUGUACUGGACAUAGGUGCUGGCCAGAAUAUUAUUCAGCAAAUGAUCAUGAAAUGACAUGAAGUGAUUUGUAACAAAUCUGAACUGAAUCUGUUUGUUUUGAUAUUACUAUUAUUAUUUUUGUAUUUUCUGAAAUGGAUGCAUGCUCAGAAACUGAUACUGUUAUAAAACAUUCUUAAAGGUCCCAGAUAAUGGAUGAAUUGAAUUGCACUGUGUUCUCUGAUGUUAAAAUAGUAUAUAUUCAACUUUGAUUUAAAAAAAUAAACUCAAUUGCAAUUUUACAAGAAUAAUUAAAACCAUAUAUUUAGGCUGGGUAUUGAAAUGGUCUGUUUGACUAAAUGGCGCCCUCUUUGGCAACCCCAAUUGAACUUCAAUGGCUUUGCGAGGUCUGACAUCACAAGCAAGCAGUUUUGCUGAAUCGCCCGUUUUUUAGUGUCUAUUUCUAAGUUCAAGAUUUCCAUAUGAAGGAGGGCACAACCAUGCCUCAUGUUCAUGAUAGCUCUUUGUUUAUGCACAACCUCUCAUAAUUCAUGAAAACCAAGAAAAAAAGUAUUUCCAUUCUCUGGGACCUUUAACUGUAACCAUUUGACUUUUAUAUUGUAUAAUUUUUUUGCUUCCAACAUUAUACAAAUUUAGCCUAUUGGGAUACCUCCCGUAGAGAUAUCAAGUAAUGGUAAAAUAAUAGUUUUGUUUAUUUGGUAAUUGUUCCAUUUCAUAUGUAUUUAUAUCAAAUAAACUGUUU